Arabis nemorensis is the source of this 3531-nucleotide messenger RNA. NCBI's taxonomy places the organism in Eukaryota, Viridiplantae, Streptophyta, Magnoliopsida, Brassicales, Brassicaceae. The record is from the annotation of a GenBank genome assembly.
AUGGAAGAAGUCUGCGAAGGAAAGGAAUUCUCAUUCCCUCGUCAAGAAGAAAAUGUCCUCUCCUUCUGGUCCCAAAUCGAUGCCUUCAAGACUCAGCUCAAACGAACUGAGAAUCUCCCGGAGUAUAUCUUCUACGACGGUCCUCCUUUCGCCACCGGACUUCCUCACUACGGUCACAUCCUCGCCGGUACGAUUAAAGACAUCGUUACAAGGUACCAAUCCAUGACUGGUCACCACGUAACUCGUCGGUUCGGAUGGGACUGUCAUGGUCUUCCAGUGGAGAACGAGAUUGAUCGGAAGUUGGAUAUUAAGAGGAGAGAUCAAGUGAUUCAGAUGGGGAUUGAUAAGUAUAAUGAAGAGUGUAGAAGUAUUGUGACUCGGUAUGUGACUGAGUGGGAGAAAGUGAUUACAAGGACUGGUCGUUGGAUUGAUUUCAGUAAUGACUAUAAGACUAUGGAUUUGACUUAUAUGGAAAGUGUGUGGUGGGUUUUUGCUCAGCUUUUUGAGAAGAAUCUUGUUUACAAAGGCUUCAAGGUUAUGCCGUAUAGUACUGGUUGUAAGACUCCAUUAUCUAACUUUGAAGCUGGUGAGAACUACAAGGAAGUUCCUGAUCCCGAAAUCUAUGUGACGUUUCCGAUUAUUGGCGAUCAAGAUAAUGCGGCUUUUGUGGCCUGGACUACUACUCCGUGGACACUUCCAAGCAAUCUUGCUUUGUGUGUUAAUGCAAAGAUGGUCUAUUUGAAGGUUCGUAGCAAGAGCAACGGAAAAGUCUAUGUGGUUGCUGAAUCUCGGUUGUCAGCUCUUCCUGCUGAUAAGCCUAAGGCCAACUUAAGUGGUGAUGCCAAGAAAGCAAACCCUAAAGCUAAAGGUGCUAAACCUGACAGUGCAGCUGAUUCUUAUGAAGUUUUGGAAAAAUUUAAGGGAGAUUCCCUGGUUGGGAAGAAGUAUGAACCUUUGUUUGAGUACUUUAACGAUUUCGCUAGUGAGGCCUUUCGAGUAGUAGCAGAUGAUUAUGUCACUGAUAGCAGUGGUACUGGUAUUGUCCACUGUGCACCUGCCUUUGGUGAAGAUGAUUAUCGUGUUUGUCUCCAGAACGCGAUAAUUAAAAAGGGUGAGGGCCUUGUCGUGGCUGUUGAUGACGAUGGGUCGUUUACAGAGAGAAUUACCCACUUCAGUGGCCGUUAUGUCAAAGAUGCAGAUAAGGAUAUAAUUGAAGCCGUGAAGGCCAAAGGAAGGCUUGUUAAAUCGGGGAGCUUUACUCACUCAUAUCCAUUUUGCUGGCGAUCAGACACCCCCCUCAUUUACAGAGCAGUGCCAAGCUGGUUUGUGCGCGUGGAGCAGUUGAAAGAACAGUUGUUAACAAAUAAUGAAGAGACACAUUGGGUACCUAGUUACGUGAAGGAAAAACGUUUUCACAAUUGGCUUGAAAAUGCAAGGGAUUGGGCAGUCAGCCGAAGUAGAUUUUGGGGUACGCCUCUUCCAAUAUGGAUCAGCGAUGAUGGGGAGGAAGUUGUGGUCAUGGAUUCUGUUGAAAAGCUUGAAAAGCUCUCUGGUGUCAAGGUCUUUGAUCUGCACCGCCACAACAUUGAUCAUAUUACAAUCCCGUCUAGUCGUGGUAAAGAGUUUGGUGUUCUCCGUCGAGUGGAAGACGUUUUUGAUUGUUGGUUUGAGAGUGGUUCAAUGCCUUAUGCAUAUAUCCAUUAUCCAUUUGAGAACAGGGAGCUAUUUGAAAAUAACUUCCCUGGUGAUUUUGUGGCUGAAGGACUUGAUCAAACUCGUGGAUGGUUUUAUACUCUUAUGGUGUUGUCUACUGCAUUAUUUGGGAAACCAGCGUUUAGUAAUCUAAUUUGCAACGGUCUUGUGCUUGCUGAGGAUGGAAAAAAGAUGUCUAAGAAACUACGGAAUUAUCCACCACCUUUGGAAGUCAUAGAUGAGUAUGGGGCUGAUGCUGUGCGAUUGUACUUGGUAAAUUCUCCGGUUGUACGUGCUGAGCCACUACGUUUCAAAAAAGAAGGAGUACUUGGUGUUGUCAAAGAUGUAUUCCUUCCAUGGUACAAUGCAUAUCGGUUCCUUGUUCAGAAUGCAAAGAGACUUGAGAUUGAGGGUUCUGGGCCCUUUGUUCCUACUGAUUUGGCAACUUUACAGUCAUCAAACGUUCUCGAUCAAUGGAUUCACUCAGCUACGCAGAGUCUUGUCCACUUUGUUCGCCAGGAGAUGGAUGGAUAUCGGCUUUACACUGUGGUUCCCUAUCUGUUGAAGUUCCUUGACAAUCUCACUAACAUAUACGUUAGAUUCAACAGGAAGAGGUUAAAAGGCCGUACAGGAGAAGAUGAUUGUCACACUGCUCUUUCAACUUUAUACAAUGUGCUCCUUACUUCUUGCAAAGUGAUGACCCCUUUUACACCUUUCUUCACUGAGACUUUAUACCAGAAUCUGCGGAAAGUGAAGAAAGGCUCUGAGGAAAGCAUACACUACUGCAGUUUUCCACAAGAGGAAGGAAUGAGAGAGGAGAGGAUUGAGCAAAGCGUUACAAGGAUGAUGACAAUCAUUGAUCUUGCUCGCAACAUUCGUGAGCGACACAGACUACCCUUGAAAACUCCUCUAAAGGAAAUUAUUCUAGUCCAUCCAGAUGCAGAAUUUUUGAACGACAUAACUGGAAAACUAAGAGAGUAUGUCUUGGAAGAACUUAAUGUAAGGUCUCUUGUCCCAUGCAAUGAUAUUCUGAAGUAUGCAUCUCUAAAAGCAGAACCAGAUUUCAGUGUAUUGGGAAAGCGACUUGGAAAGUCAAUGGGGCUCGUUGCAAAGCAAGUUAAAGAAAUGUCUCAGCAAGACAUCUUAAGAUUUGAAAAGGCUGGUGAAGUAACGAUCGCUGAACACAAGCUGGAGCUAACAGAUAUUAAGAUUGUCAAGGUUUUCAAACUCCCCGAUGGUUUGACAGAUAAAGAAAUUGAUGCAGCUGGAGAUGGUGAUGUUUUGGUGGUUCUGGAUCUACGAGCAGAUGAAUCUUUGUAUGAAUCAGGUGUUGCCCGUGAGAUUGUCAAUCGGAUCCAGAAACUACGGAAAAAGUCAGGUCUGGAACCAACAGACUUUGUGGAAGUGUACUUUGAAUCAUUGGACAAGGAAGAAUCUGUUUCGCAACAAGUUCUAAACUCCCAGGAACAAUACAUUAGGGGUUCAAUUGGUUCCCCCUUGCUUCUGUCUACAUUGAUGCCGUCACAUGCAGUCAUAAUCUCCGAGGAGAGUUUCCAAGAUGUUUCAAAGUUGUCGUUCAAGAUAACUUUGGCUAGACCGGCUUUGAAGUUUAACGAAGAGGCCAUUAUUGCUUUAUACUCAGGUGAUGUGAAAUUUGCAUCCGGGCUCCAAACCUAUUUGUUAUCAAGGGAUACUUCGAAUCUAAAAUCAGAGUUUCAAGCUGGAGAUGGAAAGGUAACUGUAAGCUGUAUUGAGAAGUUUCCUGCUGUGACUCUGGUUCUUGGAGAGCAUUUGCACUUGACUGUGUGCGACUACUUCUUGAGCAAGAGGAACGCGUGA